Lottia gigantea (owl limpet) is the source of this 1062-nucleotide messenger RNA. RefSeq lists its product as hypothetical. NCBI's taxonomy places the organism in Eukaryota, Metazoa, Mollusca, Gastropoda, Lottiidae. The coding region runs from base 1 to 1062 and encodes 353 amino acids. The transcript has a single exon. The record is from RefSeq and is a predicted model, not a curated record.
AUGUUAGGCAUUGCGCCAUCGAUAUUUAUAUGUAUGAACACUGUCACAUUUGUUUUGAGUUUAAUUGGUAAUAUAUCUGUGUUAGUGUUAUUGUGGAGAAAUUUACAUCUACGGGAUGUAGACACUGUGCUUCAUGUCAGUCUAGCAAUUACUGCUUUGCUCUUCUGUAAUGUCUGUGGAAUUCAGUGGAUUUUCUUUUUUGCCGAUUUGCCUACCAGUUUUGAUGUUAUCUGCUCCUUUUGUCCAUUUUUCAAUUGGGCUAAUAUCUUAUUGUUAGCUUUUCUGUUGGUAUGGCGAUCUGUAAGAUUUCUUAAGAAGGACUGGAUGCAGAGUAAGAAGAAUGGAUACGUAGCUGUGGUAAUUACGGUGGCAAUCGGUGUAACAUGUUUCGUCAUUUUAUUUCUGACGGGGAAAAAUCGAUGUCAAUUCAAUUCCGAGAUUCAAAGCACUCGAUUUUUCUUGGCAGUGGUAAUUAGAGAGACAACCCUCAUCUUGGCUUUUGUUUUUACACAAUCUGUACAAUUCUAUCGAAUCUAUUCCAACUAUAAACAUUUAGCGUUGGGUAAAAAGAAACGAGUUAUAUUCCUGAGAAGAGAAAAACCUGCUAUUAUUGGAUCCAUCAUUCUGAUGUCGAUUUUUCUUACACCAAGAAUUAUAACUUUGAGUAUAUAUUCUCAUUAUGUAGUUUAUGAGAACAUUUCAUCCUCUGUGUUCGAAUUUUUGAGAAAUUUCAAUCAAAUUCCACCAGCAUUAUAUCCAUACGCUGUUGUGUUGAUGACCCGACAAUUUCGACCAGAGUUUGUGGCAAUGCUAAAGUGUGUGUCAAAAAAAUCGUCGAAGAUAUUCAUCAUGAAGCCUAAGUUUGAGGAAAAGAUGGAAAAGAUGGAAAAUAUGGCGUGUGACAACAAACGAGUGGAUUCGUCAAAAGAAGAAAAUGGAUUUCACGAUCUAGAUACAGUGGCGGUUAAGAGUAUUAGUUCUGGAUCUUUGGUGACUUUCCCGGCCACUUCUGGACAAAUGAAUCCAAGCGGUGUUCAUGUUUACUCUAGCGGAAUCCGGUGA